Molecule: messenger RNA, 3024 nt
Organism: Monosiga brevicollis MX1
Lineage: Eukaryota; Choanoflagellata; Craspedida; Salpingoecidae
Exons: 19
Coding region: 1-3024 (1007 amino acids)
Biological process (GO): GDP-L-fucose salvage
Molecular function (GO): fucokinase activity; ATP binding
Source: RefSeq, a predicted model, not a curated record
AUGGCCGUCGAGGACCCCGAAACACCUGUGGGCAGCGGCGGGGCGACGCUCAAUGCUUUGCUAGUGGCCACCGAAUACUUGAGCGCGCGGGCCGGCCACACUGUCGUUACGGCGGACGUUCUGCAACGCGUGCACGUCCUGAUCGUUCACAUUGGCACGCCGCGUUUAGCAGACGUAUGCGGCAAAGCUUUUCUUCCUCUGGCAGCCGAAUCCGAUGUGGGAGCCAAUCUCUUGACGAACGUUGAUCUGCUGCUCAAGCAAAUGACGCAUAUUCGCCAAAGUGAGAGCGCCGAUCCUGGCGUGUGGGUGUGCAGUACGGACAUGCUCUUGACCUUUGACCUGGCAGCACCUCUUGCGUGGCCGUGUGCAGUAUGUUGCCAAUGCUUCCAUGGCGUCUAUCAACUGGACCAAGAUGGCAACGUGCUGGACCUGAUAUAUCGUGGCACCGAGUCUGAACGUGCGCACUGCGCACAAGAUCAUGGCUAUCCCCUGGUGGUUGGGCUGAUAUACUUUGCUCAAGCUGUGGCAGAGACGCUAUUGGCCCUGCAUGUUAUGCCACCACUCGAUGCCUGCACCUACCUGGGGCUUGAUAAUGGGGCCAGUCCAUUCCGCCUCUCCUUGUUUUUAGACUUGGUGCGCGCCGCUUUGCCUGCGGCCAAAGGGGAUAGGUUUCUUGAUUGUGCGUCACCCCUCUCUCCUCACGCCCAUGCCACCAUCGCUGGUGUUGCUCAAGCUGUUCGGGUGCCUGCCCUGCCAGUCAUGCCCGUCCCAGGCUUUACCCCCAAGCCGCAUGUGCAUUAUGUAGGCCUUACGGCAACGUCGAUCGAACGAUCGGCCAAUCGGUUUGGGGACGCGUGGGUGCCAAGGCGCGCAAGCCUUCGUCAGCACCUUACACACGGACGUUGUGUGAUUAAUAGCGUGAUGGAGGAGAGCACGUCUUUGGGCGAACAAUGCACCGUGCUGCACACGCAAACCUCAUGCCGAGUACGUGCAAUCUAUCGAGCCUUUGACGCUCCGGCUCUAGGUGCUAUCCGGCGCCCCCACUUGCUGAGGUUGAAUCCCACCCUCUUUUUAUUUUUGCCUUCAUUUGCAGAUGUAGCAGUCAUUGGCCUGACCCUGGCCCCGGACAAAUUGGGCUGUGCGCCCAACAGCACCUACUUGGGCCAGCCAUGGACAGCAUUCCUGGCACGCACGGGCUUGCAUGCUAAUGAUCUGUGGAGGAAAGGCGAGCGCCCGUGCUUGCAGACGGCACGACUAUUCCCCAUUGCAACUUCGGAAGCCUGGCGGUUGAGUAGCUGGCUACAGGCUGUUUUUAGUGCAGAUGAUUGCGUCGAUCAGAUCGAGGCUUGGCGCUUUCGUCAUCGCAUCAGCCUGCAGGAGGCUCUGCAUUGUGUUGACUUAUCGCAGCAGCUGCGUUCCCGACACGACCUGUACGAUAAGAUCGCCACGCACAACCUCGAGCACGCGCUGUGCGCCCCAGAGCGCCAGGAUUAUAGCGCAAUGGUGAGCUUGCAGACCGCACAUCGCCAGCCACGUGCCUUGAUUGGUUGUCUUCACACGGUGGCCAUGCAGACGGGCUCGCCAGGUGUUGCGGCGCAUGCUUUAGCAUGUGUGGCCAGCAUGCUUGGGGCCAUGUGUCAUGGGCGUGGUGGCCUGCGCUCUGGUCCCGGGCGGAAUGCCCGGUUUGCAGCUGCUUACGAGUGCCUGGACCGUUUGGACGUGAGGGGCGGCGUGCAAAUUUUGGCGGCUGAGUGCGAUCGCUGGUUGGAUUCUCCCGAAAAAAUGAUCCGAGCUUCGCGGCAUUACGAGUCGGCGGCUCAGAUCCUGAUCCGUCAUGCAGUGAUGACGGCACGGCAGUUUAUCACUGUCUCGCAAAGGCCGUCGUAUCCUCUAGGCCGUUGGGCCGUGGCACGCGUGCCGGCACGCCUUGACUUGGCGGGCGGGUGGAGUGAUACGCCUCCACUGACAUACGAACAUGGGGGCGUCGUGACCAACGUGGCCAUUUUGAUUGAUGGCCAGCGUCCUAUUGGGGCCAAGUGUCGUCGGAUCUCGGAGCCGAAGCUGGUGCUGGUGCUGGUAGGCGAUCCGGACGAGGUACUGGAGCUCACCGAGUUGGAACAGCUGCGAAAUUACACUCAACCACAAGCUCCCGGUGCCUUACUUAAAGCUGCCUUUUGUUGUGUCGAGGCUGUUGAUCUGGAUGAUCCACGCCCCUUGCGAGAGCAGUUGCUGGCCAAGUUUGGCGGCGGAUUUGAGUUGCACAGCUGGUCCCACCUCCCUCAGGGCUCAGGUUUGGGGACGUCGUCCAUCUUGGCGGGGGCGGUCAUGGCGGCCCUGUCGGCCACGACAGGUCGCGAGUAUGACCGUGUGGCAUUGAACCAUGCCGUGUUGCAUCUCGAACAGAUGCUGACGACCGGUGGGGGCUGGCAAGACCAGGUUGGAGGAAUGGACGGAGGCAUCAAGUUGACGCGCUCACCGCCAGGCCUUCCGUUGAAGAUUGAAGUUGAUCGCCUGUCCAUCGAGCCAACCUUUCUGCAAGCGCUGAGCGAUCAUUUGGUGCUCAUCUACACGGGCAAGACGCGUUUGGCCCGCAAUCUAUUGCAGAACGUGAUUCGCAACUGGUACGCUCGGACGGCCGAAAUCGUAGCCAAUGUAGACGCACUCACAGUCACUGCCGAAGAAUGUGCCGAGGCAUGCUUGCAGCAGGACAUGGUUAAGGUGGGACAGUGUGUUGAUGCGUACUGGGCUCAGAAGAAGGUGAUGGCCCCAGGUUGCGAGCCCGCCUUUGUGGCCAGAAUGAUGGCGGCUUUCAAGCCGCACGUGUACGGGCAGGCCUUGGCCGGUGCGGGUGGCGGUGGAUUCAUGUUUGCUUUAGCCAAAUCUGCGGCAGAUAAAGCGAAGAUGCAGUGGAUCCUCGCCAAUGACUUUGCACAACACGCCGACGUUGUCUUCCACCAAGUGGCCAUUGAUCCUGAGGGCUUGGUGGUCGUGACGGAGGAAGCCGAAAGCACUGAUCUCGAUUGA